UCGGAAACUACUACUUUAGAACAAUCAACUACACCAGAACCAACCACCACUGAAACUACAAGUCUGGAACCAACCACUACAGAAACUACUACUUUAGAACAGUCAACCACACUGGAAACAACCACAGCUGAAACGACA
This is a messenger RNA of Synchiropus splendidus (mandarinfish), 138 nucleotides long. RefSeq names its product salivary glue protein Sgs-3-like. The record is from RefSeq and is a predicted model, not a curated record. NCBI's taxonomy places the organism in Eukaryota, Metazoa, Chordata, Actinopteri, Syngnathiformes, Callionymidae. The annotation marks the transcript as partial. The transcript has 2 exons.